This is a messenger RNA of Drosophila suzukii, 2615 nucleotides long. NCBI's taxonomy places the organism in Eukaryota, Metazoa, Arthropoda, Insecta, Diptera, Drosophilidae. The record is from RefSeq and is a predicted model, not a curated record.
UGACAGAAUUGCUGUGGUCACUCUGACAGUCGACGAAAAGUUUUCAUAUAAUAAUAGAAUAAUUUGCGAUAUUUAAGUGAUUUUGAAAAGCUGUCAUUUACUUACUUCUUGGAUACUGAACGUGCAUUUCGGUGGCUGGACUACACCGUCUGCACUACAGCGAGUCAAAUGGUUGGACAGGAUGCCGAGCUGGUCAAGUUGGCGUCCACCACUUCGCUGGAAGUUAUCUAUCGAGGACACGGGGAAGACUGCCUGGCGCUGUUAUAAACCUACAUACAUGAGUUGUCCGAACUCAGAGUGACCGACCAUUACCUGCUAAGUCCUCGAAAUAUGUUUGUAACGGUCCUAACAUAUAUUGAAAUUAAAUAAUUUAAGCAUGUUUUAGGGGUUUCAAUAUUUAUUUUAAUACAAGAAACAACCAAUUAAAACCAAAACUGAAUAUUAAUAUUUCAGGCAUAUCAAUAUGUUAUGAAAAAUUAUCAGUUUGAUGUUAAAAACUGUCAGUUUGAUAUGAAUGCUUGCUUAUGAGUUUGAUAUUGAAAAGUACCACAAUUUUGUCACAAAUUUGAUAUGCGCGCAAAAAUAUUAAUUGGCUACACAAGGGUCCAAAAUUAAUGAGGACCGCCCCAAUAUUCCUAUUAGGCUAUUAUCUUUUCUUGGUUGCUCGCGCCCUCAACAAUUGCCAUUCUCCAUAAUCCAAUUUGCGACUGUCCGCGGUCCCAGCUAAUAUACAGACGGCUGAAUGCACAUCUGCAGAUAAACCGACAUAUUUGUACAUACAUAUAGAUGUACAUAUAUACACAUUUGGCGUAUGGUUGAAUAUCAUAUUGGGCACCCCCGGUCGAAAACAGCCGGUACAAUAUUUUGGCGCCUAAUUAGGCGAGAGUAUAAGAGUGGAAAAGCUCGGAAACGCAUGCGCCGAGAGGAAGAAAGUAAAAGCUCGUCCCAAGGACAAUACGAGGCAACGAAACUCAAAGCCUCAGUAGCUUGCAGCCAGCCGCCAAGCAAAAACCCCUAAUUUGCAUGCUUUAUGCAGAUAUACAUCAGAAAUGUGAUUAAGAAAGGAAUGCGAAUUAACAGCAAAUGUGUUUUAGCCGUGGUUUUUGCUCAACAGUGUCAAAAGCGCGUCAGCAAUUCGUCGCGGGAAAUAAGCGAGCUGUGCACUAGACCACGUGGCAUUGGCAACCAAAGGAACUAUAGGAUUUUAAUUGUCAGGAAAACGAAAUCGCAGAUAAUACCGCCAUAAAAUGGGAUGGGACUGGGCAGUUGCAGGCAUAUCCGAUGACAUUCCGAGGACUACAGGGCCAGAAUGUAUCAAUUACAUGACAGACAGACGGCGUUGGAUGGAGACGAUACUGUUGUCCACCCUUUUCAUCUUUAUAAUGCACCGCUCUUGGCAACGACUGCAGCCAAUUAAACUGCCACCACUUCCCGAGAUUCAGAAGCCACACAGUCCGACGAGGCUUUUCUUCCUCAUCGCCUUGUCCAUGAUUUUCGGCAUUGAGAUGGGCUUUAAACUCUCCGGGCAGUCAAUGAUUUUCGCCCUAAACCCAUGCCACGUGCAAUCGUGUCUGCAGAUCUUUCUCCUGGCUGCCAAACCCACGAAGACGACGACAGCGCUCUUUCGGAUUCAGAUGAGCAACUUAAACGGCCCUUUUCUGGCCUUUCUUUUCCCCGAGGUUGAGGGUCGCACAUAUCCCUUCGAGCAGGCCACAUAUUGGAUCCAGCACGCACUCCUCUAUAUUAUCCCUAUUUAUAUUAUUCGGAGCGGAGCGUACACUGUGGAGGACCUCAGUGAAUUCCAUUGGUCUCACAUUGGUACAGCCUUCAUGCUAUUUUACCACUUCGUCCUUCUCUCCCCGCUCUCUAUUUUCACUGGCAUCAACCUGGACCACAUGCUCUGUGCAGCGAUGUCGGAUCCGUUCCAGGGCCCCAACUACCGUCUGUUCGCCUGUUGCCACCAGACUUUGCUGUGUCCGCUGUUGAGCAAGGGCACUGUGCUGCUGUUUGGUCGCCGGUGCAGCCUGAAGGGAUCGGGUGACUUACAGGAGGCGAGGAGCGGGGUGGGUCAGAACACGCUGACUCCGACCGAAUACGCAUCGCAUGGAGACGUGACCAUGCGGCAUCGCUUUAGCAACCAGGAGUCGGCAGACGAAGGUCAUCCGCAUAACGCGGGCGACUUGGCGUCCCUAGCGGAGUACACUAUGCCGACGACCAAGAUAGACUAGUAACCAGUAAAGGCGAUAGCACUGACAAUUGUCUACUGCGUCUAUCGUGCCCGUCAAUUCACGAACCGCGUAGGGACCUUUGGCCCACGUUUUGAACCAGCUGCGUAACCAAUCGUACUGAGACACGAAGGAUUUCUUGUGAGGAUUGUGAGCGGAAUGUGUUGAACAAAGUCGUGUAGAUAAUAACAAUUAAGGCUAAUUUUCCUGCUCAUCGAGGUUAUACUUCUAAAAAAAAACACAAAUUAUAUAUGUACUUGUUCAAAAGAAAUCGAUUCUAACUUUUAUGAAAAAUCAAAAGGUAAAGCACUGCUAGGACUAACAGUAGUGUAGAUUUCUAAAGUUGUAAGUCUAUGGCAAACAACAAAUAAAUUAAAAAUUCAAAUCUGC